AUGGCAUCCACCACCAUGCCCAGCCUCAAGCACCCGCGCAGCGACCAUAGCCCCCAGUCGGGCAAGAGGCGACGCCUUGCCGGUCGCAACCUCGAAGAGAAGCCAGCCUUGCUGGAUAUAUCCAUGGAGGAGCUAUCUAAGAGGCAUACUUUCGAAGCUGCGCUGUCGAAUUUGCAUUUGGUGGAACCAGAGCGCGCCAGCCCCAUCAUCCCGGAUGAUUGUCCAGAGCAGACUGUUGUCACGGGGUUCUUGUAUGAACUGAGCGCGAGUCGACCUGCUACCUACCAGUUCGCGAAGUUCCCAACGCACGAUGCUGGAGUCGUGUACGGAUUUGGCGGCUACAAUUGCCCAUCCACUCCAUCAGCUACUGGGACAGGUGUUGGGAACCAGAGCCAGUCGGGGUCGAACACUUCGGCACCCACGGAGGAUGGCGACCUGUAUCCCUCUCGAUAUAGGGUAUAUCGAGGCCUGGGAAAGCGACGUCGAGACAUCUUCGAAAUCCAACAAGGCCCAGGGUUGCCCCUAGCCAAACGACAGGUCACGACCUGGAACCAUGUCCGCCGGCUAUUCCUUUCCCAGUUUCCACAAGUUCCCGUUUCUCGCAAGAGGGUCCUGCGCGAUGAGGCAGAGCUGAAGGAGGUUGAAGAAGUCCAACGUCGGGUCAAGAGGCGGGCGACUUACAAAGACAACGUGAAGACUUUCUCGACCUUGAUGCAUCGCGUUCCGCAAGAGGUUCGCGACAUGAUCUUUGCCAACGUCGUCCGCGAACCUAACGGACUUCGUUAUGACCCCAGCAGCAACACUGUUCUCAGUCGGAACGGGUCGAAGCGGACGACCGUGCUAGAGAAGAUCAGCCCUACCAUCUCGCGGCAAUCCCGCAACGUGCACCUGAAGACAAAUCAGAUCACGUUUCCGAAUAUCUUCGCGUAUAGGAAGGCAAUGGAAGAGAUGCCGCAGGACCAGAAGGAAUCCCUCCGGCACAUCAAGGUCUACGGCAACUGGGCUGAGCCGUACUGGCGCGAAUUUCUGGUGGUUGGCGGCCGCAACGUGGUGCGCACUGGUAUCGAUGAGCUGCUCCAGCUCUAUAACACUCUGCCGGCAUUGAAGUCAAUCACAAUGGUCAUCCACGCUUGGAACUGGGGAACCCGGCGAGAGUUCGACGAUUCAUCCAGAAUCGCCGAAAUCCUCACAGAGCUGCGAGGAAAGGGAGAACUUCCAAGCCGAAAGAAGCUCGCGAUAGUUCCUCUCAUUGGCGACGAACCCGAAAUUCCCUACACCUGUUGGGGGGACAAUUCUGUGAAGGUUGACGAGGAGACCGAAAAGGAGAUGGUUGCGGCAGCCAAGAAAUGGGUCCGGAACGAGGAUUAG
Messenger RNA from Mytilinidion resinicola, 1368 nucleotides. RefSeq lists its product as uncharacterized. NCBI's taxonomy places the organism in Eukaryota, Fungi, Ascomycota, Dothideomycetes, Mytilinidiales, Mytilinidiaceae. The transcript is spliced from 4 exons. The record is from RefSeq and is a predicted model, not a curated record. Bases 1 to 1368 code for a protein of 455 amino acids.